Molecule: messenger RNA, 1737 nt
Organism: Bathycoccus prasinos
Lineage: Eukaryota; Viridiplantae; Chlorophyta; Mamiellophyceae; Mamiellales; Bathycoccaceae
Exons: 1
Coding region: 1-1737 (578 amino acids)
Source: RefSeq, a predicted model, not a curated record
AUGGUCAAACCAACAACUGUUGCGAAGAAAACUACUGCGACUAAAACUAAAACUACGUUUGGGUUUCAUCGGAGUUCUUUUCGGCGAUCAUCUUCGUCGUUCACGUCGUUUUUGAACAGCAACAUAAACAACAAGAAGAAAAAUUUUAAAGUGAAAACAACGAAAUCGAUUUUAACGGGACCGUCAAACUCGAUAUCUAAUAACAGUAAUAAUAACAGUAAUAGUAAUAGUAAAAGUAGUGAACGGGUGGACGAAUCGGUGAAUUUACCCCCACCGAGGAUUUCGGAUCUAGAACGAGCGCCGAACGAACGCGUCGCCUCGGUUUUACGAUCGGCUAUUCCUGGAGAUUUGUUGCUGAUCACCACCGUCAGUGGGAGGAGUGGGAAAACGCAGCAACAACAACAAGAACAAGAACAGUCUUCUUCUUCUUCUUCUUCUGUUUCGCAAGAAAGUAGCAGCAGCACGAUUAGAAAUAGCGCGGUUUCCACCACUGCACAAACGAACGAAGAAGAUGACGAGGAAGAAGACCAGAGCGAGCGAUGGUUCGUCGUGAGAGAGUCCACGGCGGGAGCGGCGCCGGCGGCUGAAGAGGACGAGAACAUCAACGCGGUGAUUACGUUGAAGGGCGAAAUUGAAGGGAAAAACGUGACCAUAACUUUAGACACGAGAAAACAAUCGAACAACAUGGAAGCAGAGUUAGACGUCCAAGAGGACUCUUGCUUUACGAACGACGCGUGGAUGAAGCAACUGGGAGACAAGUUUAGAGUAGAGUUAAAGUCGAGCAAGUUGAAGAGUAAAAAUUUCGAAAAGAUGAAAAACUUACAACGCGCCUCGAAAGUGGUCGGAUGCAGAUCGGUCGUUUCAUACGAUCUGUUGAAAGCUGCGGUGAUGAACGACGCGUCGCCGUGGAGAGACGGGAAAAGCGCGUCUACGAGACGGUGUAUCGUCGAAGGGUUGGAAGCGGCGACGCAACUCGCCGGAGAGCUUCUCGCGUUUGAGGAAAAGUGCAGAGACGUCGUCAUGAUCCAAGUGAGUCAUUCCUCCGAGCUGGCACCAGCUGGGCACUUGUUUUACAACGCGAAAGAAGAGAACAUGCACGAUCAAAAUCUUCGUGAUUAUUUGGAGAGGAAACGCGCGGCGGAGUUUAGCGGUGGUGGCGGCGGCAGCGAUUCGAGCGGUUCCCCGGGGAGUCCAUCUUCACCUUCAUCAUCUUCCUCUUCUUCAAGCACCGUCGGAAAUGGUAAUUCCUCGAACGGAGGUUGGAAACUCUUUGGGAAUCUGUUUGGAAGUGAUAGUAGUGGUGAUAAUAACGGCGCAAACGCUGGAAAUAAGGUGAUGAAUUUGAACGCGUCGUGGGAACCUUCUCAACUCCAAACGAUCGACGCGCCGUACGUCUUACAAACUUUACACAGGAUAGCGCUCGAAAAUCCUGAUGACGUUGGAUUUCUCUCGUCAAAUUUAAGCGUGGAUGAGAAUUCGGUCAAAUCUGUAUCUCUCAUCAUGUAUCGCAAAUCCGGGGCUGGCGCAAAAGAACGCGCGGAAAAGUUGUCCAAAUUACGAACGCAAGCCGCGUUCAACGAACAAGACUGGGCGAAACGAAUUGCCGUCGGUUCUUUGUUAGGAUAUUCUCAAGAGAACACAAUAUGGCACGCUAAAGCUUUAAUCGAUCGACAUUUAGUAACACCGGGCGAUAUCAUGGAUGCUUUUGACAAUGCGUUGGAUAUCGAUGAAAAUUGA